CAAAAUAUUGAUAAGUAUUCAAUGAAAAACAGCAAUGCAGUGUUGAACUGUCAUUGAUUUUUUUGACGUAGGCAGCGUAUCUGUCAAUUGUCAAAAUAAAAAAGUUAAAGUAGGCGUCUACCAGUCUUAUUAAAAUAAACUCUUAAUUAUUUCGAAAUAAUGAUUCGGUUCAUUUUGAUUCAAAACCGUGCGGGCAAAACUCGAUUGGCAAAAUGGUAUAUGAACUUCGAUGAUGACGAGAAACAGAAGCUCAUAGAGGAAGUACACGCAGUGGUCACGGUUCGAGACGCAAAGCAUACUAAUUUUGUGGAAUUUCGAAAUUUCAAAAUUGUAUACAGAAGAUACGCGGGACUGUACUUUUGUAUAUGCGUGGACGUGAACGACAAUAACUUAUGCUAUUUGGAGGCGAUCCAUAACUUUGUAGAAGUUUUAAAUGAAUACUUCCAUAAUGUAUGUGAGUUGGACCUAGUCUUCAACUUCUAUAAGGUGUACACAGUAGUGGACGAGAUGUUCCUCGCUGGUGAGAUCAGGGAAACCUCACAAACUAAAGUAUUGAAGCAACUUCUCAUGCUCAACUCUUUAGAGUAAAUGUUCUCAGGUGACGCAUUGUUUGUGGUUAAAAAUUAUAAAUACAAUGUUAUAAUUGUUACUUUAUAUAAAACAGUAAAUUAUAGCAUUUACCGAUUGUAAUGCUCUCAAAAUAAUGAGGAUGGUAGAGGAGUCCUCAAUGUGUUGGUGUAUGAAUGAGAUAUCUUAAAGUAUAGAGUUUAAGCUAUAUUAAUAAUAUAUAAAAAUAUUCAAAUUGUAUCAUUAAGUUGUAUGUAAUGAGAGAGUAAAUAUAAUGCAACAAAAUAUUGAGCUCCAAAAAUCUUUCCACAUGUAAAUUUUAAUAUUUCCUUACUACUGGACAAGAAUUAUUAAGGUGUCCAUAUUUGUUGUCAGACAUUGUGAAGGCAAUAGAUUAUAUAGGCUUGCAGCAACUUGAUAAAUGUAUACCAGACCUUUUAAAUAUAUACUUACAAACCUUUAUUAUUUUUGUCAAAAAUUGAAAUUUUCCCAUUUUCUUAGAUGCUUCUGUAACUUAUAUAUUGUUAGAGUUUAAAAUUUAUCAUCAUGCAUUAUCGGCAUAUUUUUGCCCGUCAGAAACAAAACAUCUUGACUGUUUUGAUGUCUUUACAGGAAUAUGUUUAAGCUAUUUCAAGAAUUUUAUUCUUGGCAGAAAGUUCCUUGUCUAUGAAAAUAUUAUUUUGAAUUUAGCCAUUUAACAUUAUAAUCUAUGAUGUGAAUUGUACGCAUUAUAUUUUAACUUCAAGAAUAAUCAAGAUUUUUACAUGUAUUUUUGUUGCUAUAUAUAUUCUACUCAAGCAAUUUCGACAAAAAUAAAUGUAAACCAAUCCCAUUAUUCUUACAAUUCACUAAGCAUUUGUAUAUAAUACGUUUACGAAAUAUUACACGGCAUAAGAAUGCAAUCAAACACAUGUAAUUGUAAAACACGGUUUAUUUAUCAAAUAUAAAAUGUAAAUCUAGUAUAAAUCUCUUAGAUUGGCUACCUUACCGAUUUGAAUAUAUUACUCAAAUUAUAA
Messenger RNA from Galleria mellonella (greater wax moth), 1583 nucleotides. RefSeq names its product AP-2 complex subunit sigma (gene AP-2sigma). Gene Ontology annotation, cellular component: AP-2 adaptor complex; intracellular membrane-bounded organelle; membrane coat. The coding region runs from base 160 to 588 and encodes 142 amino acids. Gene Ontology annotation, biological process: clathrin-dependent endocytosis; intracellular protein transport. NCBI's taxonomy places the organism in Eukaryota, Metazoa, Arthropoda, Insecta, Lepidoptera, Pyralidae. The record is from RefSeq and is a predicted model, not a curated record. The transcript has 4 exons. Gene Ontology annotation, molecular function: clathrin-cargo adaptor activity.